Schistosoma spindalis is the source of this 3248-nucleotide messenger RNA. The record is from the annotation of a GenBank genome assembly. Lineage: Eukaryota; Metazoa; Platyhelminthes; Trematoda; Strigeidida; Schistosomatidae.
UGGUGGGAGUUCAAAUGUUGCGCUACUGAAGUUGAUGGUCGUUUUCCGCUGGGCUUUAACGUAUAGGCCUUUUGAUGCUGGAGUCAAAAGGCUUACGCACUCAAGUGUCUACUUGUCACGUCUUCCAGACCACGACUCCAAGGAGCUUUUACAAAAUGCCCUUCGGGAUUUACAUUUAAUUGUAUCUGAAAUAAAACAUAGUCUAUGUCCAGCGUUUCCAGCAUUCCAAGAUUUGCUACGCUAUCAGUUUGAAUCUCAGGGAAAGCUUGUUCGUCCAUUGCUUGUUACUCUCGCCGCAGCGUGCGCAAAUUCACACAUAGAAUGCAACAAUCCAUUUAUUGUAAGAUAUGAGUCAUCUGUAGCAAGCCGUGUUAGGAAUCUUGCAUAUUUAGUCUCUCCCGAACAACAUGAGAUUGCCAAGAUCACCGAAAUGAUCCAUACAGCAAGUCUUAUCCACGAUGACUUAAUUGACUCAGCAUCUGUCCGAAGAGGGAAAACAUCGGCUUACAAAGCCUUUGGACAUAAAGAGGCAGUUUUGGGAGGCGACUUCAUACUGACACAUUCAUCUCGUUUAUUAGCCCAGAUAGGAGAUACUGGAGUGAUAGCUGUUCUUUCUCAAGUUAUUGAAGAUCUCAUUCAUGGUGAAAUGAUGCAGCUUGCACCCAACAGCGAUGAUGAUGAUAGAAGGUUUCAAACCUAUCUGACGAAAACCUACCGAAAAACAGCGAGUCUUAUUGCUAACAGUUGUAAAGCAGUUGCUAUGUUGACUGUUCCAACGCUAUCACAGCGGCACAUUGAUAAUAUGUACGAAUUUGGCAAACAUUUGGGAAUGGCAUUUCAACUAAUCGAUGAUGUGUUGGACUUUGUAACUGAUGAGGCUAACCUGGGCAAACCUAGUGGAGCGGAUCUACAAAUGGGUCUUGCAACAGGACCUGUAUUGUUUGCUGCCCAAAGAUAUCCUGAACUAAACGCCAUACUGCUGCGGCAAUUCAGUUUAGAUGGGGAUACUGAAAGAGCUUUAGAACUGGUUAAACAGGUAACAGUACAGUAUUUGUUCCUCAGAAAUAUUUUUUUGUUUCUGUACUUGCAACUUAUCAGCUUUUUCAUGUUUCCAUUCAAUUUCGAAUCAGAUGCCUGUUGUUCAAAAGAUUGGAUCCACUGUCUAAUGAUAGCUGCUAAUAAAAGUAUUGACUGACAUAAUUGUAGUUAGCGGGGAAGGUAGUAGUAUAACCUUAAAAGGUUAUACAUAUUCCGUUAGAUAUAUGGUUUUAAAAGUAUGGAGGCUUUUUCAUAUCGGUCUCUUCUAUUAUUGCAAAGCAUUUUACUUCUGUUUGUCUACUUGGUGAUUAGGAGUGAGGAUAAACCCUCUUCUUCACAUUUUCACCAUCGUGAUCCGUAAUGGAAGGUGUGUUUCAUUCUUUUUUGUUUUUGCGGGCUUACAUGAAAGAUGUAAAGUUUUCUACAACGAAACUACCCUCCAUCAUGCUACGUUUGUGUCAAGUGUAGUUCACUCAGUCAUGAUAGAAAAAAUUACAACAUAGCAAAAGUCAUGCCUCCAAAUAAUUCUAUAAUAUAAACUAUUACAAAAUAUCUGCAAUUGAAUAACUAAGUAAAUAAAAACGUAACCUUAAUUACUGACUACGAUACACUCAAAUGGCUUGACAACGUGGAGUUUAUAUUCAGCCGUGAUUGCUUAUCGGGAUAGUGUGAGUUAUUGGAAUUAUUAGGUUAUUUAGUCGAAUCUUAUCACAAUUUUACCAUACAAAGCAUCUACAAUAGUUAUUUACACAUUUGUAAUAAAUGUUCAUCAACAUUGGAGUAAAACUUAGUGUUGUUUCACCAAACCUAAAAUUUUGAUUGCAUUUUACUCUGAGUACAUUCUUUCUCAAUUUGUCUUGCGUGCUAGUUAUUAUAAAUUAUUUUUUCCGUUCUAGUAUCUUCAUUAGUUUUUACUACACUAAUCUAUGGAGAACUUAUACCACACGCUAAUUUGUCACGUAAUACAGAUUAAUAAUUACUUUUCUUGUUUAUAAAUUACUGAGCUACUCAGAUUAAAGUAGAUAAGACGUGUGAUCAAAGAGUUGACAAUUUAAUUUUUACAUUCACUAAGCUAUAAUCGCACGCUGCCAUCGUACAUCAAAACACAAUCUAACUUCUACUAGUUUAACCUAGCAUAUGUUCCAAAUCUAGAAAAUGCCAUGUCAAUAUUUCAUUAAACAACUUGACUUUUCUGCAUAGAAAAAACCAGGUGAUAUUUUUUUAUUUCUACUUAAAACGAAGUACCUAGUUGUAAACAUAUAAAUAUUUCUGCACAACCAUUUUCAACAGUACAUUGUAUGACGCUAGGCUUUUAGUAGAUGAAUCUUUACUGUCAAAAGUUUAACCCUUAUUGGUUUUACUUCUAACGUUUUGUUUUUAACUACGAUCACUAAUACUAUAUCAAGGUUUGGGAUAUAGACAAAUUUAAGAUUAGCUGUAUUGCAAAUUUGUCAUUUUCUUCUCUAUCCAACUAUUCACAUCUAAAAAUUCUUUAAGAAAUUACACUAUCUCAUUACCAGUACUAUUCAUUUGUGAUGACUUUAAUUCGAUAGUCUAUAUUUUGUGACUUUACUCUCGUAAUAUAGUUUUUCCUGGUCAACUUUUGUUUUACUUUUGUUGGUUGAUGAUUUGCAGUCCGAUGGAGUUGGUCAGACUCGGAUGUUAGCUGAAUUUCAUUUCCAGGCAGCUCAAAGAUGUUUAUUUCAAUUCAGGGAUUCUUUAUCAAGAAAGGCUCUUUUACAUGUUGCAGCGAAUUUCCUACAACGUGAUCGAUAAAAUCGUAUUUCCUCUAGUCAAAUCUUAUUUUACCCACCUUUCUAUUUGUCUGUUUAGCCUUAAUUUUGAACAAUUUUAACUGUUUCUUUUUCCUGGUUUACAUUCACAAUACCUAAAAAACGGUACAUUACACUUAACUAAUAGAUAUUUAUCCUAAUUUGUAUUUUCAGUCUAUUCUUAUUACUUUGUUAUCUAGUUUAGACAUUAAUAUGCAGAAAAAGAUACUUCCGUGAUAUGUUUAAAUCGUUUGCCUUUGUUGAUAUAUUAGUAUUAGUCUGUAACUUAUUUCGAUAACCGCUCAACCAGAUUGCUAUUUUUUUUAGAACUGGUCUUUCAGCGUUUGUUCCUAAAAAUAACAUAUGUCAAAUAUAUAUCUGUUGUAAAGAGCUCUUUUGGGCUUUUAUAUAUCACUAUAAAAAACAAAUAACACUUAA